Messenger RNA from Triticum aestivum (bread wheat), 783 nucleotides. RefSeq lists its product as uncharacterized. The transcript is spliced from 5 exons. NCBI's taxonomy places the organism in Eukaryota, Viridiplantae, Streptophyta, Magnoliopsida, Poales, Poaceae. The record is from RefSeq and is a predicted model, not a curated record. Bases 169 to 783 code for a protein of 204 amino acids.
UUUCCUUCACGUUUCGCAGGAACAGAAAAAAGAGGUCCAACCUAAUGGAAAACUUCCUGGCGCGAACGACGCGCGCGGCGGCAACUGUUCCCUCCCUUUUUUUCGCUCGGUCGCUUCGCUCACCCGCGCACAAAUAGAGAGAGGGAGGGGAAAAGAAGCAAAAUCGACAUGUCCAGCCGCCCCUCCUCUCCUCACACAGAACGGCGCAGCUCCCACCUUGAAGACCGACCGGCAGGGAGGACGGCGGCAGACGGCCGCGCGACGCGACCCCAUCCAGGCGGCGGGCAGGAACCACCGGCAAGCUGGAGCAUCUACCGUCGACCAGCUAGCCACCAAGCUCCAGCGGCAUCCAUCUGCCGCAAGUCUCUUCAGUUUCUUCAGAUGGAUGAUCAAGGCAGGAUGAUAGACUUUGGUGUUGAAGGCCAUGAGUUCAGUCAAAGGACUACAAUACCUUGUCCAAAUAUUGGUCACCAUCAGGACAAUGGACUUGAUGACCUGGAGUUUACUCAAGGAGCUACAGGACAUCAAACAAAUAUUGGUCAGGGCAAUGGACUUGAUGACUUGGAGUUCAGUCAGAGGAUCAUAGGACGCCGUCCUAAUUUUGGUACGCUGCAGCGUUGUGAUGACCUCGACUUUGACCAAAGGAGUGCAAGGCAGCAUGAGGAUAGUGUUUCAAAGUCCAGAAAGAGUCUUCCUAGAGCCAAGUGGAGUCACCAAAUGAAGAUCCUUCCCAGCCAGGAUGCACAUGCACAAACCUCAAAUCAAAGUCACAUGCAACCAUAA